ACAGCAACAUCGCGAGACCGAGGUCCUUCAACCCUGCCGACAACCUCAACAUCAGCACGCCGCCUCCCUCCGCUGCAGUGCCUCGACCCCCUGUACUUAUUUCCUCCGACGAUCAUGAAGCAUCCACCCUUUCUGUCAUUACGAUUGGCUAUAGUUUUCCAGUUUCUAGUAAAUUUUAGAUCUGACGUGGUAGCUUUCCACCUUCCCGGUGGAAACCUCUAUCGCGUCGGUGGGAGGACAUACACAUGUCCCGUGACUGCUCCGCAGCUUCCCUCCUUGGACACGCUGUAUUUCGCGAGAAGCGUCCCAAGAACAAUCAACAUAGUCACCUCGACCUCGACCGACAGCAGCAAGAACAAUGCCUUUGGCACUGCUCCCCCCGCCCCCACCUCCCUCCCCUACCCCAGGCUCGGGGACGUCGUGCUCUUC
This is a messenger RNA of Nannochloropsis gaditana CCMP526, 429 nucleotides long. RefSeq lists its product as uncharacterized. The transcript has 2 exons. The record is from RefSeq and is a predicted model, not a curated record. The annotation marks the transcript as partial.